Messenger RNA from Tyto alba (common barn owl), 7203 nucleotides. It is a transcript of the gene LARP6, whose product is annotated as La ribonucleoprotein 6, translational regulator. The coding region runs from base 4454 to 5581 and encodes 375 amino acids. Gene Ontology annotation, molecular function: mRNA binding. The transcript has 3 exons. NCBI's taxonomy places the organism in Eukaryota, Metazoa, Chordata, Aves, Strigiformes, Tytonidae. Gene Ontology annotation, cellular component: nucleus. Gene Ontology annotation, biological process: RNA processing. The record is from RefSeq and is a predicted model, not a curated record.
GCGGGCAGGCAGGGGCCCCGGCGGCGCCCGGCGCUCCCCGCGGGCCUGGCUGCGCGGGGCCAGGAGCGGGGCCCGCGCGGACACCCGCGUAACGGUGCGGCCGCGGCUGACGCAACGCCGGCGGGGCGGGGCGGGAGCUGCAACCCACCCCCCACCUCCCCCCCCCCGGCCUCCGCCAGGGCUGCGCGUCCCCCCGCGAACGGCCGGCGUGAGCGGCGCCGCGCAGAGCUGCCCCCGACAUUCUGUUGCCUUCGACAGAAAGGGUUUUGCGGCUGGUGGUUGUGGCUUGGUGUUUGCUGAGGGUUUUUUUUGUUGCUUUGUUUGUUUGUUUUUCUUUUUUCUUUUUUUACCGUUGGAUUUUUAUGGCAUAGAACCGUAGAGAUUUUCUUCAGUAGUUACGACAUGGACAAGUAGACCUGUUCCAUGGCUUUGGAGACAAGUUGACCAGACACGAAAUCUUCUACUUGUAGAAGGAACAUCCAGGGUUUUUUUUGCCAGAAAUCUGUAGAGAGACAAAGCUGACUAGUUGUAGUUCAUUUUGUGUUUUGUACUAAAGCUGCAGAUGCGGUAAUAUUUUCACUCACAUAAACAUUUAGGUACAGUAGUAUGAAAUUCAGUAUUCUGUUCAAAUAGUGUUUCUUUCUAGUCGAUUCUAACUUUGUAUUCUAGCACUGACUCAGAACAAACUGCAGUGCAUUCUUUUAAAUUACAGAGGGGUAGCUGGGGAGGGCAAAUUAUUCUACAGCUGCAAAAGUUGUCAACUACACACUACAGAAACAGGAGGUGUGUAGCGAGACACAAGUAAAACACUUAAACUGAGUCUGACUAGUCUUUCCACAGUCAUAUGUGACUGUCUUAUUUUUAUAAAUCAAACGAAUAUGGCAGUCUACAGUGUUGCGUUCCAAUUACUAAUUUCUUAAACUCAGAAUAUUUUUUUGCAUUUGUUUUCCUUGACAUUGUUACUUGUGUAAGAGCUGACCCAGACUAGAAAAAGGGGUGGUUAUUUUCUUCAAGAUUUAAUCCUCUACAGUAGGUGCUAUCUUCAGGAAUGUUUGCUGACAGUACUGGUGUACAUGCAGUUCUUGUGGAGGUUGCCUUUUUGUAAAUGGCCUCUUCCUGAUCUAGGAAAGGCCAGAGGUAUUGCCAUGGAGAGAACUAUAAAGGCUCUGCAUUAAAAUUAGGUGAGUGGAGGUCAUACGUGCUCUUGCCAUUUACAUGUAACCUUAGGUAAAGAUACAGUUUUGGGAGUGCAACAUCUGAUAGGAAUUUAUUUACCCAAAUAUUUGGAACAUUGUCAGUGAUGGUCUAAAACUGCUGAGAAUGAGCCAUUUCACUCUCCAGCUAAGCUAGCUGACAAUUUAGAUUUUCUUCCUCAGUUUCUGGGGUUUUAUAACCUCAGAAAUGAACAACCUUUCCCCAUGGAUAAGACACCACAGUUCUUGAGAAGAUCUCUGAGUAUUUGUGGCGUUCAGUCCUCAGCCAGUUAGCUGCCAGAUGCUUCAGAAAAAUCUUCAGACUGUUGAUAACAAAGAGGUGGUUCUCCUAUGCAUAAAGUAAAGCUAUUCUUGCUCAGGUUUGUUUUGGAUGCACAGACACAGGAAGAAUCUGAGCUUGAAGGGUGAAUGGUUUUAUGAGGAUGUCAGUCUCAAAUGUGUCACAAUAGAAAUUGAAAUUUAAUGAUGGCUGCGCCUCCAUGUCCCACUAGUAGGAACCCAGUAUUGUAUCCAUUAGUUUUUGUUAACAGAGUUGCACUGCCUUUGAGCGAUUGUACUGUUGCAACAUCAACUUUGUGCUGUAAAUGGUACUGCCACAUAGUGCUUAUUAUUACAAUACCUUAUUCUUUUCAAGACUCGGUACAAACUUGUCAAAAGGUUAGACUCUAUCCAGACAAUUUAAUAUAUUGUUUGCGAGUUUUGAUAUUUAAACUCCAAAAUCUAUUCUCUGAGGAGUUAUGUGUUUAGUUUCUUGUCUGACUAAGAGCCAGAUGAGUCACCAUGUUAAGAUUGUUUUUCAGACUGUCCUAACUGUUUUGAGAAGUGUAUCCUUCACAAAGCUCUGAAUAGAGGAAAAAGCAGAUGAAAGUUGCGAAUUACUAGCCUUUUUCAGUGUUGACUGAUACUGAUUUAUCAACUACUUUUGUAGUAGUUGACACCUAGAGGUACUACCAUUUGAUCAUUACCAUGAACUAAUACAGAGCUAGUUACAAAUUACUGCAUUUGCUGUAGGUGGAAAUUCUAUACAGUACUUAGUGAGAGCUGCUGUAAGAGCCCUAAAGAUUUUGUAAAAGCUGAGCAGUCUGCCAAAUGCAGAAAUGUUAUGUAUUUCAGACUGUGACCAAUAUUCAAUUUAGAGUGGUGAAACGAGACCUGUUUCACUCUGAUUCAGUGUGUUAACACUGUAAAUAAGGGUGGUACUGAUCUUCGCAAACAUGCAGUUCACUUUUAGGUUUUUUUUUUCCCAAGCAUGAUGCUCCAUUCUUUCCAUCCAAACCUUCCAAAUACCUGCAAAUGUCUGUACUAAUAAAUUAUCUAAAAAACCUGUAAGCUCCAUCCUGAAUUGCAGGUAAGCUUUUCUUGGCAAAGUGUGGCUAUGUAAAAAUGCUGAAAUGGUCUAAGUUUCUGGUGCCCACACUAGUUCUGAAUCAGCAGUGAAUGAAAAAUGAGUAGUAGUGGGGUAAGGGAAUAUCCCGAAUGAAAAAUCAACACUUAACCUUGUUUUUUCUUCCUUCUGAAACUCACACCCACAGUUGGCCUUUUUACUAUCUUAAUCAUAACACCAUCUAUUAUCUUCUGCUUCUGGCACUGUCAAACAACUUAAAAAUCUUUUUCUUGCUCUCUCACUUCUGUCACUCCUUUGAACUGUACCCCAUUAAGUGGCUAGAAGAUUUUGACAAGGAGACUUCUAGGAUUGUGUGAGUGAGUAUCCAUGUAGAUCUGCUGUGUUGCCCUAGCACUGGAAGAACUGUGAUAAGUAAAUAAAUCAUUGGCUUUGAAGAGCCAGGUCCCAGAGAACUGCUGUAACUUGUCACACCUGGCAGCACAGUCCCUGUGCGGAGCGCACUGACCCGAAGAGCAUCCUCAGGUGCACAGCAGGCACCUGCCUCGGCAGCGCACGGCCCUCCGCAGUAAGAGCACCGGCUCCAGUUCAGCUCCAGGCCAAGACUGGCACAAGGCAAGGUGAUUCAGUAGCCUGGCUCCUCCCUGCCAGGCUGCCCGCUGCGGCCCCCAGUGCAAUGCCUGCGCCUUUCUUCAAUGAUUUCAUGAGCUCUGCAAAAGCCAUUUAAGACAAUUUGGGGAAAAUGCGUGGCUCCUCCUUUCUUGUUGCUGAGGUACAUAGGAGACCAAAGCAAUACAGGAUUUAUAGGUCUAGAGAGCUUUUUAACAGAAACUUCCAUGAUGGUCCCAUGGCAAAACUAGACUGCUAAAAGCUUUUAAAAAAAAAUGACUCUGGCUAAAGAUAGCCUUGAGCAUUACAGUUGUUAGAGUAACAUCUAUGGCUGUAGUCUGAGGGCGAGCUAUUUACCUCAGUGCUAGGUAAAAAUUUAAAUGGUUGUUUGUAUUGAGGCAACAAACAUGUUGCUGUAUGUGGCAAGAAGUUAAUCUCAAAUCCAUGGCUGCAGUACCUUUUUUUGGGAUAAGAUGCUCUGUAGUGCUCCGUUUUGCACAGAUAUCUAGACAACAUGAUGGGAGGGGGAGAGAGAAAGUGAGAAUGACUUCUUAGCAACCCCUGUAUGUGUGAAAUACAGCUGUUCCUGAGGUACCUGAGCUGCUACUACACCAAAGUCCUUAAUCUGAAACAUACAUACAGUUUAAGCCCCUUGGUAAACUGCUAGUUUGUACUCUGUCACUCUGGAAGGGACCUGUAGAAAGUGCCAUAGUCCUGUCAGCCUUUCUGACUCCCUGGAUACUGGCUCCUGUAUUCAUGCAGUGAUGAGGCUUGAGAAAUCAUGGUUGCAUCAAGCUGGAAUAUUUAUUCACUGGUAUGUGACACUACCCAGGAAGCACAUAAAUGUCGAGCCUAUGUUUAAUAGCUUCGUCCUGAAAAAUAAAACACACUCACCGGAGGAACUUCGUAUAGCACCGAGCGCCUGGGCAUCUGCAUCUCAUGUUUUGGUGUAGGACCUGAGUUGGCAGAGUGUUUUCAAGAUGCUAGUGUAUAUGUCUCAUUGUUCUACACUGAGAUCAGCUUUUGGAAUGGGCUCAGGACCUUGACUCCUUGUGCUGACUGGAAAGCUUCAUCCUCUGAGCUGGCCUCCUGCCUCAGAUGGAUAGGGUGAUACUUUUAUGGACAGGCACUGAACAGUGGUGGGGAAAAUGAUGAUGACUCUGACAAGAACUGGAAACCACCAGAAGAUGACCUGAUCCAGAAGUUAAUAGCACAGAUUGAAUAUUACUUCUCAGAUGAGAACCUUGAGAAAGAUGCCUUCCUUCUAAAGCAUGUGAGAAGAAAUAAGAUGGGCUAUGUCAGUGUUAAACUCCUCACUUCUUUUAAGAAGGUGAAACACCUUACCCGUGACUGGAGAACCACAGCCUAUGCACUGAAGUACUCUGACAUUCUUGAGCUCAAUGACGAUAACAGAAAAGUUAGAAGAAAGACUCCAGUUCCUGUGUUUCCAAGUGAAAACCUCCCUACCAGGAUGUUACUGGUGUAUGAUAUCCACAUGAUAUCUGAGCUGCAGGUUCUUAACCACCAACAAGAAAAUGGAUGCAUGCAAGAAAGGAUAACGGAGCAUCUCCUCAAAGCCUUUCUAAGGUUUGGUGUAAUUUCAUCAGUUCGUAUUCUCAAGCCUGGUAGGGACCUACCACCUGAUAUCAGGAGGGUCAGCAAUCGGUACAGCCAGCUGGGAACUCAGGAAUGUGCAAUUGUAGAAUUUGAAGAAGUAGAUGCUGCCAUAUGUGCUCAUGACUUCAUGUGUGCUGAGAAGAAAGAGAGUGGCAUGAAAGUUGUCCUAAUAGGCAUGAAACCUCCAAAGAAAAAAGUUCCCAAAGACAAGAACCGUGAUGAAGAUACCAGCAAAAGUCUUAAGAAGCCUAGAUCCCUUAAUAAGAGAGUUGAGGAACUUCAGUUUGUUGGUGAUGAAUCUUCAGCAAAUAGCUCUUCUGACCCGGAGAGUAAUCCUACAUCACCAUUGUCAGGACGCAGAAGUACUGCAAUAAAUACUACAAGUAAUUUGAGCCCCAUCAUUCACCCAGCCAACCAUUUGAGUCCUAAUGUGUCACCCAGAUCAAGUCCUUGGAGCAGUCCAUCUUCACUGAGAAAAGUAAUCAAAAAGUCUCCGCUGGCUGAAGACAGCAAGCUUAACUCAAGCACUAGCCCUGAAAUUCCAGGGAAAUGUACGGAUUAUUCCUCGGAUAGCAGUAUCACUCCUUCUGGUAGCCCCUGGGUACAGAGGAGAAAAGCUCAAACAGUAACACACGAGAAGAGUCCCAGCAGUAGCCCCAUGUUGGCUCGGAAAAUACAAAAUGCAGAUGGUCUGCGGGUAGGGGUGCUGCGGCUGCCCAGGGGCCCCGACGGCACUAAAGGCUUCCACAGCGGAUGUGAAAGAAGGAAGGCUGUGAAGAAUGAACGAACUGUUCUUUAACAACAAUCUCACACAGCAGUCAACUGCUUUUGGUCAAGCCUGGUGAAGAAAUGUCACUUGAGUGACUGAGUUAAGUCAGUAUUUAAAAGAUUUUGUAUUCAUAUAGACUUUAUCAUUUGUAUAUUUGUAUAUUCUCUUCACAGAACCACAGAGCACUUGAGGUUGGAAGGCAUCUCUGGAGAUUGUCCAGUCCGCCUCCUCGGCCCAGGCAGGGUCCCCUGCAGCAGGUCACCUUGGGUUUGAGUAUCUGCAAGGAUCAAGACUCCCCGGCCCAUCUGGGCCCUGUGUUCCCGUGUUCAGCCACCCACACAGUAAGAAGUGUUUCCUUACGGUCAGGUGGCAUUUCCUGUGUUCCCAGUUGUGCCCCUGUUCCUGUUACCGGGUGUUGCUGAGAAGCUCCUAGCUCCAUCUUCUUUACCCCUCCCCAUCAGAUAUUUAAAAACAUCAGUGAGAUCUCCUCCUGAGCCUCCUCUUCCCUAGUCAGCCCCAGCUUUCUAGGCCUCUCACAAGAGAGAUGCUCCAGUUUCUUAAUCAUCUUAUGCACUUAUCUAAGGCAAUGCCCUUAUGUGCAUCAUUAUUUUUUAAAAUGUAUUAGUUUGAAAUGCUGCUGUGGUUUAAACCAAGAGGGCAGCAGAACACCAACGCAGGGGAUGGGGGAGAGAACUGCAGGGGUAAAGGUAAGGAGACUCAUAGGUUGAGAUAAGAACCAUUUAGUAAUUGAAAUUACAUAAAAUAGUAAUAGAAUAAUACAAACAAGAAUGCACAGUGCCGUUGCUCACCAUCUGCUGACCACUGCCCAGCCUGUUCCCCGUUAGCAAUCCCAGAGAAGAGAAUCCCAGAAGCGAGCAUGAGCUUCCCAGCCAACUUUCAUCUAUAUACGGAGUGUGACGUUGCACAGGAUGGAAUACUGCACAGGCAGGUGUGGGUCCAGUGCUCUGGCCUUGCUCCCUCCCAGCUUCUCGUACAUCCAUGCACAGGCAGGACAUGGAGUUAGAAAGUCCUCGAUCUCUCAGCAACAGCUGAAAACAUCAGUGUGUUAUCAGCAUUCUUCUCAUAGCAAAUCCCAUACCGAAUCCAAAACACAGUGCUAUUCUAGCUACUAACAAGGAAAAAUUAGCUCUAUCCCAGCCAAAACCAGAACAAAUGCCUAAAUAUAGAAAUAAUUCACGUAACUACAUUAUUUGCAAAGCUACAAGUCUGAAGAGCAGGGUGUAAAUAUGUAGUGUAGUGGUUGUAUUCAGCAAGCUGUGGUAUGCUGCCAGCCUGAUCAUAAGACAUAGAGGUUUGGGAGACUCUGUUUGUCUCAGAGUUCCUUUUGAGAAACUUAGCCUACGUACAGUUAACAGUUGCUCUGCUUGCAUACAUCUCCAAAGAAAAUAUUUAGUAGAACUGAAGUGUAUAUUUUCAUGUAAUGUGAAUGAAGACUGUGAGCGAGCACUGGAGACUGUUCUUUAAGUGCUACCUCAUAUAAUCAGAUGGAAAUAAACAAAAAUAUUAAUUUGGUCUAGUUCUAUUUUGUUUACUUUAAAAAUAAGUUGAGCUGCAUGUGAAUAGAUACUUAAAACCUUAUAACAUGUUAAAUUCUAGAAAUAGCUACUUGAAAUUUCCACUGCAUUCAGGGG